Varroa destructor (honeybee mite) is the source of this 10216-nucleotide messenger RNA. RefSeq names its product serine/threonine-protein kinase/endoribonuclease Ire1 (gene Ire1). NCBI's taxonomy places the organism in Eukaryota, Metazoa, Arthropoda, Arachnida, Mesostigmata, Varroidae. Gene Ontology annotation, cellular component: IRE1-TRAF2-ASK1 complex. Gene Ontology annotation, biological process: IRE1-mediated unfolded protein response; protein phosphorylation; mRNA processing. Gene Ontology annotation, molecular function: ATP binding; RNA endonuclease activity; protein serine/threonine kinase activity. The record is from RefSeq and is a predicted model, not a curated record.
GUACAAGGAGACUCGUUUGGACCGCAACGAGCGACUCUCGCCGUCGAUGUACCUUGCUUCGCGUGUCCUGCAUCUGCCGUUUGUCUGGCUCAUGAUCAGUAAUUGUGUUCUGCAAAUUGACUCUAGAGAAAUGUUGCUGUGAUAACAAGCGGUGUUAGAGGGAAGGAAAAAACCGAAGGCAACUGUAUUAAUUGCCACAGUCGGUCAGUUGUGUACGAGGACCGCUAGAGAAAAAAGAGACUGUCACAGGCAGCGUAUGUCGACCAGCGACAUACAUCGGCGGUCUGAUGUUCUCGCCACAGAUCGAUGCUGUCGCAGUCAGUCAUAACAGCGGUUGACAACAUUAGCAGCGGCAAAGACUGUCUUCGGUGCUUUAUUAGAUGCGGUGCUGAUCGUGUACAGUUAUUCGACAGGUGUCGCACAAAAUUCGAGUAGCGCUGGUGCCAUCUACGAGAGAUUCUGGGGGAAUAUUUGCCUCUGGACCAAUUCGGUAGACGAACUAACGGAAGAGUAACACUCACAUCAGAGAGAUUUUCUCACCACUGAAGUGUAUGGCAUUAGAUGUGUGUCUUGCUGCUGCAAUGAUUUUGGUUUUAGUUCGAAGUAGACACGAGGGAUAAUGAAAAUCAAAUGAACUGUUUACGGGGCGUGUGUAUGUGUCCUGUGCGUGCGUGUGUAUGGCAAGCUCCUUGACGAAAACUUUCAACUCAAUGAACUGUUACUGGGUAGAAUAGUAGGACGCAUCGAUACGAGUGAAUAAACUUCCUGGAGAAUGGAACAACAUCCCGUUGUUAUUGGAAAUCAACACGGUGAUGAUACGUGAAGAUUCACUUCGGUCAUAUAUAUGAUAAUACCAGAGGGAAUAUCUAACGUGACAGUCUCUCAGAGAAACUUCAAUGCAACAUGCAACCAUCAAAAUAACCGCAAAGACAAUACUUCAAACGAUAAAAAUAUGCAGCAGUAAAAGCCACUAUAAAAGAAAAUUGAUUAAUAAUUUCCAAAAAUUCGACAAGGUAGGAGCUAUGCUACAUAGCAGAUCUGCUGUGUGAGUCACUCUGCCGAAUGGAAUCGGUUCGAUUUCGAUUAGGAAAAACAACAGCAUUUGUCAAUACGCGAAAAACAUUUUCGGCAUUAUCUCCAGCCGCUAGUACGGCCAAUGACUGUCAUAGUACGUUCCGCCAAAACUGGCAGCACUUUAGAUCGUGCGAAUUACCGCGACGACAAAAGAUUGCAGCUAAGCGCUAGUGAUGAACCGGCCGUAGACUGGAAAUCUGGUGAGAGGGGUGAGAGGUUUUUGUUGCUGUUGUUAUUGUUGGUAGUGUGUGCGUAUGUGUGUGUGCGUGUAUUUGUGUUACUACCGUGAACUAUCAAAAUUUUUGUUUUUCAAACCGUGGGUGUGACAGUCGACUGUACUGGAGUGCAGCGCUUUGUGCGCGGGACGUUGUCCCACGUCUGGGCGCCGGCGCUACGUUCGUCCAAAGUUAGAGAGAAAACGCGUUUUGGGGUGGAUUUUCUAACCCGGAGAAGAUUGCCCUACGAUCCGUCAAGAUUCCGCGAUGCAGGGUAGGUGAAACUUAUCAACUAGAAACGUGUUAAGACGAAAAAUGGGUUCGGUCGUUGCAACAAGACCUAUGCCACAUCGCCAGCGCGGGCCUUUCAGAAAAACAGGAAUUUGGCUUCGUAAAGACAUGGCGUUAUUUCGUGGAACCGCGAUGUCAUUCACAAAAAUUGCUCUCGUACAAGUAUUGGUCAUUUGUCUCUGCACCGGACACGUUUCCGCGGCCGAACAGAAAACUGCUACUUCACCAGCAGCGACAAGAAAAGACGUAAAAUCGAACGUUUCACGUACUCAAUCGAACCCUAUUUUGUUGGUAUCAAUGCUUAAUGGCGAGCUAGCGGCUGUCGAUAAGAACACAGGUGUUAUACAGUGGUCCAUCAGAGAGAAUCCUGUGCUCAAGGUUCCAUUCAGUAGCUCAACUUCGCCUGGGGGAGCCGGCUUCCUCCCGGAUCCGAAGGAUGGUUCUCUGUAUAUACUUUUAUCACAGGAUGAAGCUGAUCAUGGUGCUGGCAGUAGCACGAGCGGUCGCUCUCGUACGCCGUUCAUAAAAAAGCUUCCCUUCACCAUACCUGAACUUGUUACAGCAUCUCCUUGUCGGUCGUCCGAUGGAAUGCUCUAUACGGGGCAAAAGCGUGACGUAUGGUUUGCUAUUGAUCUAGCGUCAGGCCAAAAGAAAGAGACAAUUUCGUUUCACGGCUCAGACUCGGUUUGUCCUCAAGGUAGAGCUGGUCUUGCGUAUAUCGGUCGCAGUGAGUACCAUAUCGCGAUGUUCGACGCAGCCACAGGCGAGCGACGAUGGAAUGCCACAUAUUAUGACUACGCUGCAACGGCAGCCAAUAUUCUAGAGGUCGCUCACGCAGAAUAUGAUCUGGCACACUUUGCAUCGUCCGAGCGCGGUCGAGUGAUGACAUUCGCUAAAAAGACGGGUGAUUUUCUUUGGGAAAUGGAUUUCGACUCACCUAUCGUUGCGCUCUAUUUAAUUGAUGACCCGCGAGAUACACAUUCAAACCUUCGAAGGCUGCCCUUCAUGUCACUAGCACAAAGGACUAUGGACGAUAUUGGCACUAGGAUUCUGCGCAAUACAUGGAGAAGGUAUUUGAUGUCAGAGUGGGAUGAAAGCCUGCUAUUUCCUGCCUUGUAUGUCGGGAAUGUAGCAUCAUCAUCUCAAUCAGAUAUGACACAGCCCGACGCAGCAGAAAUUUAUGCUCUACCAGCCAUGGUCGACAAAAGCGUGCCACUCAUACCUUGCGAUGGCAGUGAACGGAACGUACCUCUUCUCGAGGGACCUUAUAACGAAGACGGCUCAAAGGGGCAUCGUCAGGGUGAACUUUUUAAGGGUUAUUAUGAAAUGCCAGACAGCGUUGUAAGCCAACUUGUGCCGCGCCGCCAAAUUUCGCAAGGUCCGACAACUGGGCUUCUUCAGCCUUCCUCGCCUUUCAACCAAAAUCAAGAAGGAAGUAUUAUUGAAGUUCCACCUCGACGUACACGUGACUCAAGUGCGCAGACGUACUCGACUGCUGGAAGCCAACCGUUAGAGCAUCACGACCAGGCCGUGCAAAAUAUCUCCGAUGAACUCUACUGGAUCAAGGUUGUAUUGAAGGUGGCUUUGGCUGCUGUUGUUAUUUUCCUGAUAGCAGCAUGCUUCCACCUAUACCCACAGGCUCGUGCACUUCAUCAGUCUUCUCGUAGUCUCAAUGGCUUUAACCUGCGGAUCUCUGGCGAAACUGGCCAGCCUAUCCGAGAAUUGGAGAUGAAUGAGAAUGGAGAAUAUACCGUGGGCAAAAUUAACUACACCGUCCAAGAACAACUUGGUUCAGGUGGCAACGGUACUGUUGUAUUUAAGGGUUGCUUCGAGGGCCGACCCGUUGCUGUUAAACGAAUACUACCGAUCUGUUACUCCUUGGCACAUCGCGAGGUUAAGCUACUUCGGGAGACCGACGAGCAUCCAAACGUUGUCAGGUAUUUUUGUAUGGAAGAAGACGCGAAUUUUUACUACAUCGCGUUAGAGCUCUGUGCAGCAACCUUAGCAGAGUACGUUGAAAAUCGGUCGUUCGAUCGAGGUAAUCCGCCUCUGCAGCCACUUCAAGCUAUUCAUCAAGCGGCGUCCGGGUUAGAACAUUUACAUAAUCUAAAUAUCGCUCACCGGGAUGUCAAACCGCAGAAUUUACUUAUCUCAACGGCUACGCGGACCGGUCAGUUAAAGGUUAUGAUCUCAGACUUCGGAUUGUGCAAAAAGUUAUCACACGAUGCUCGAAGUUUCAGUCAGAGGAGCGGUGUCCUUGGAACCGCGGGAUGGAUUGCUCCUGAGGUUUUAGAAGACGAUACCGGGUCUAGGGUGACAAAAGCAAUCGAUGUUUUUUCUCUUGGCUGUGUCAUGUACUACGUGAUAAGCGGUGGACAACACCCGUUCGGAGACACCCUCGAACGACAGGCCAAUAUUCGCAGCGGGAAGGUCUCACUUGCCGCGUUAGGCGACAGUAACGAAGAUUUGACCGCAAAGGGCCUAAUUCAUCAGAUGCUUUCAAUGGAUGCAUCGGCGAGGCCAACCAUUGCCCAGGUAACGCGGCAUCCUGCCUUUUGGGAUGCAAACCGGACACUCAACUUUUUCCAGGAGGUGUCGGAUCGAGUCGAAAAGGAACCCCAUACUAGCCCGGUAGUACGAGCUCUUGAGAAAGCGGGAAUAAAAAUUCUUAAUAGCUCUAACUGGAUUGACCAAAUCACCACAGAAUUGCAAAAAGAUCUGCGACGUUUUCGCAGCUACAAGGGAAAUUCCAUUAGAGAUCUUCUUAGAGCGCUGCGGAACAAGAAACAUCAUUAUCGAGAACUGCCUGAAGAGCUGCGCGCCGAGCUGGGUUCGAUUCCUAAUGAAUACAUGGAGUACUUUACACUGCGGUUUCCACGUCUUUUGCUACACACGUAUGCCGCUAUCCAACACUUCAGACAUGACGUGCCCUUGCUAGCCGAAUACUACGCGCCAGACCCAGUUCAAAACCCUAAUCAAACAAAAGCGCCAGCCGAACCUGUCGAAAUUGCCACCCACCCUGACCUUGACUCGAUACCAUGGCCAAACAGCAGAGGACCAUGGGCCGCUAGUCGAGUGAAAAAUCACAGUCCUACAACAGAAAGAACUGCCAGAACACAGGAGCAAGGAGAAAACCAGCCUCAAGUUACUACACCAAACCCCAAUAGUACGAUAGACAAAAUAGACACAGCUGGCAGUGGCAGCCCUAGCGAUGAAAAACGUGUCAAAAAUCCACAAAACGAAGUAACGACGGGAGAAGUUGAUCGAAAUUUUAACGAUCAUGACAGAUCCAUCAUCCUGACGCAAGCUGGGCCCAUUCUACGUGACAACAAUUCGCAGGCAGUUACGCAGUAUGGCGCGGACGAAGAAGAACGUCAUAAAAACGGGGUUGAAUUUUCAGAAAAAAAUUUAAGAGAAGCACUUGCAGCAUCUCUUGCAAAGGAAAGUUCUCCUGACGAGAGCGUUUCACCUGUUCUUGAAGUGCAGGUUGCGCAGGAUGAGGCGUCAGAGGCACAACCGCCCAGGAAAAACAAAAAAAAAAAGAAAAAAUGAAUUCAUACGCGUAUUUCGGAUGCGGAAACAUCUGAUAUGGCCAGUUAUCACGAGAGAAGAUCAUAAGGACGCUCGCGAACGUGCAAUCUGCAUUAUCAUGAAGGUCAGUUAAGGAAAUCCUAUAAGCCUGCAUCUUCAAACUUGGGAUUAGCACCCAACGAAGUGUACCUUGACUGGGAGAGACAGCUUUAGAAAAAAGUGGCACCAGGAUGAGAUUGGGCGUGAUGCAUUGAUGCUUCCUCUUGCGGCUAUCGGUCUGCCACGCUUCUUAAAUCCAGUCCUACAAGAAGGGAUCGGUUGGCUAAGCGAUUGGUUAGUCGGGUCAUCAUCCUGCCACUAACACGUGCUAACCAAAAGGUAUGUUACGUUAGGCUAAGAGCGGGUCGAGUCGAGGCACUGUGUACAUUAUCUCAUUCCAUGUUAUGUCCAGGUCAGUGUUUCAUUGCCUUGAUUGGUUCAUCUGUUACUGAUAAUAUCAAUCAGUCAGUCUUUUGCUAUGAUUUUUAUUACCACUGUCCCUUUUACGAGUAGAGUUGUCUUCCCUUACAAUGGUUAGCUAUGAACAGUUUCGUUACCAUCGCGAUCCCCACGGAACUAAUGCGAUGCCCUUCAUCUUUGUCGAAACACUAUCAUUCACUCGCGAUCUUCACAAACAUCGAGAAAGUUAGUGCAUGCUUAUUGUGUUGGAGGUCUAUUACUCCCAGAACGUGUUCUUUGUUUUUGUUUGUUGCUGCUCCGUCUUUGUGCACUUAUUUUUGUUCUAUCGUGAUUUGGUUCUACUUCAGCUGAAGCUAGCCAGCGUCCAUUCCAUACGCGUUAUAAUAGAUGUUUAACAAAUUCCGCAUUGAUGAGGGCACUUUAAUUGUUUCGUUUCCCCGCAUGACAAUGUAUUUAGGUGCUAGUUAUGCUGAAAUGCGAAAGUGAGGUAAAAUAAUAUUACAAAGCAUCACAGUGCAAAGGCUUCGGACGUUUCUUUUCGUAAACAGAAUGGUCACCGUGAACGUUUUCUUUCGACCUUCUCGGAUCGGUAGAUGGAGCUGCUCGUCGUGAACGAAAUGAAAUAGUGGUCACAUUACUAUAGCGAUACAUGCUUGCGUGUGAAUGUUAUCGUGCUAAAGUGAUAGACAGGAACCUUCUCUCUACGGUGACAAGUGAAACGGUGUGCCUGUAUAGGAGUAUAUGACAAUUAUACAGUGAUUCGUAAUAUUAUUCAAACAAAUCCUUAACCUAAUUGAUGAAUCCUGCAUGUAUUCCUCUAAUAUGUACUCCACAGGAAAGAAACCUAUUUCUAUAAAAUGGAACUUGUUGCUUACAAAACAGCUGAACAACAAAGGCACCCUCUGGCACGUUUUGAGGUGAACAAAUUACAGGAUAAAAUCGCGAGGUCUAGUAAAUGAUACAACUGCUUAAGCAUACAUAGCAGCAUUGGCGAUAGUUUUCUUCAGGCUAAAAACAUCGUGGAUAUCUUAUGUCUAAAUCUAUCUUGCAGUCAAAUCAACACAGUAAUUGCAAUCGCAGUAAUCAAAUGUUGCCCUUCACAAAUCCUUCACAGGGGGCAUUUAUUUUACUUCAAUUGUAACAUUUUCAGGUUAUGGGCCUAGUUCUGUACUGCGCUUAAUUUCUAUUACGUUAGAACCUUUGAAAUAUCGAUGUACCCUAGCCUUCAAUAAAACACUUCGAUUCAGCGUAGACUUAUGUGCAGGUAAACUCUCCAGCGACAUUCAGUCACUACUACUAAAAACGCACGAUCACUCAAUUCGGAAAUUCUUUGCCUCGCAAAAUUCGUGAUUGGUUAGGAGAAUGGCUAUAGCCCCAGAACUGGCAUACGUAGCGAAAGCCUAGGAACACACCCACUGCAGAUGGUGCGCACAAAUUAAAAUUAUUGUUAAUAACAAACUAUCAAUUCAUAUAUCUUUACCUAGAGCUAUUAUACAGCGCGUAUUUUUCAUAGAAAGUGAGUGCUUUAAUAGGACGCAAAGGUCAGACUGUGUAACCCCCGGUCCUGGGGGUUUUGAAGUUCCGUGCACGUCGCAAAGCUAACUAAAGUAAAACUGAUGACUGUCUGAGGAUAAUGUUAACUAGACGUGUUGUUGUGAUCGAGAAGUGCCAAAAAUGCCGACCUCCAGGAUGCUUGAGCGUUAUCUUCAGUUUGUUACUUCAACAUAAUCGUACCGUUAAAAAAGAACGUUCCACCUAAUAAGUAUGUGGUCGUUAAGCUACAUAUCAUGUAUUAUUACUGCUGCUUCGCAAAUAUAUAGAGUGUAGAGAAACAGUCUCCGGCAUUUGGUAUUUCCUAGCAUUACUUUAUCUUUACGUCAUGGUAAAUAAAUGUGAUAAUAAUAGUUAGUGUAUGAUGUUUUCAACAAAUAGCAAUGAGAAUAUGGUAAUGUUAACAAUAGGCAAAUAUAUUGAAUGUAAGGGUCACGAAUACAUUACUAUUGAUCACACAACAACGAGAAUGCCCCAUUUCCUGUGUCUAAAUUAUUCAUGAUUAAAGUAUACCGAACACUUCUGCUUGUCGUCGAACACAGCGCGUAUGCAUCUGGACAUUCAGAUUGUUCAAAAAUUUGUGGCGGGGUUAAAAAAUAGAAGCUUUACGGUUGCUAUUUGGUAUUCGUAUUUACAACGAGCGUAGCCAUAAGCCUGCUCUAUUCUCAAGCCAUGAGCAACUUUCUAUAAAUCUUCUAUAAUAUCUUUUUAUGGCUCUACAGUGUCAAUAAGUAAGCUGGCUUUCCGCAAACUUUCAGCUGGACUCCUAAAUAUAGGACCAGUAUAUAUAUAUAUAUAUAUAUAUAGCAAUUUACGUAUGUACUCGGUGUCUACCUCAUAUUGCAGGUAACAAAAACUGAAGACGUGAGGUGUCUAUGGAUUUUAAUAAGACAGGUAACUUGCUCGAAGAUUAAAGGCAAAGUGUUUAUCGUUUAAUGUUAUCAUAAAUGUUUAAAUGAGGUAUCGAAUACAACCCAGCUCAGCAUCUAUUAUUGUUUUCGCCAGAUAGCCCCAUACCUCAUCAUUAUAUGUGUAACACUGGUAUAUUUUUCGAUUACGGUCUCUAACAUUUGCUUGUUAGAGGUAAAAGAUAUCGUGGCUGAGAUUACGAAAUCGCAGGCGACGCUUCUUUGACAGGUUUGUGCUUGGUACUUGAAGAUUGUUUGGACAGUGGACUUGUCACCCUAUUAGGGGGCAACAGGGCAUCUUUCAAACAAAUCAAGAGUUUGCAAAUAUGUCUCUGCAGCUGUCUGUUAUGAGCUUUAUGAUUCUGAACACCUUUCUUUUUGAUUCUACUAUUAAUGAGCUUAAUUCGUAGCUGAUAGUUGUUUAGCAGCAUGAUUCAAAAGCAUUUAUUGACUAUUGAAAACGACCGGUACAAGCUUUCGUCGUUAAACCCAAAAACUAUUAUGUGAACCACAGCUCAAUCCACUGUUACAGAGGAAUCAUUUCUAAAGAAGAUGAAGCUAUCUGUUUACGUUGGAUCUACUUGUGCUUGUUUCGUAUAUAUAGAUGGCGCUCGUCUGCGGUGUACACAUAAAAAAAACUGCCAGCAUCCUGCAUAAUGGACGUAUGCGCUCAAGUAAAAUGUCAGCAUGUGUGUAUAUAUACUGUAAUAACAGUUAGCGUAUACGUGUAAUGAUUGUGUUUAAUGUUAUUAUAGUAAUAUUAAUCAUCGACGUCAAACCACUGUCACUAUCAAUUGUAUUUCAAUAAUAUCAUAUAGGUAUAGUUGCGAUUAGCAACGGGUCUCCUGGCUGGUCACUGAAGACGAAAAGUGAGGCCCCACGCCACACUAUGAAAGCUACACGACGUGCACUGCCAAAGUGAAUCAUCGCGCGAUGAGCCUGCUGUUAACUUAAAUGAAUCAACGACAACGUUAUUGCCGGCUUCAUUGAAAACGUAUGUAACUCAAGGAGGAGAAAAGCACGCCAUAAUGUCUGCGUAACAGCAGCAGCAGCAGCAGCAAUACACGACAAAAAAGUCACAUGGUCGUCAGCUACUACGGACGUCGCCAUCUAGAUAUCACAUGCAUGUAAAAAAACACAUGUAAACGGUAAAACAUAGAGACGAAAAUCAAACGACACUUCAGAGUAGCAACCAUAUGGUAUAAAAGUCGAUAUCAAAACAAUCGUCUAUAGAAGAAAAGUAGCUCUGCAAUACUCUACUAUAAGCUUUUUCGACACAUCAAUGCAUACUGGGUCUGAGUAGGCUGCCGAAUUGAGACUUCCGAUUGCGUUUCAAGGAAUUAAGAUUAGCAAAUAGCAGAUUAACGAUAAAACGUCUUCGAGAUAGCUCGGAUAUAUAUAUAAGGGGUGUCUAUUUUUCGAUAAUAGGAAUCUGAUAUGUUUCGGACCGUUUUCACUUUUACAAGGGACUGAAAGCAACUUCUAGUCAUUAAAUGUCGAUUUGCUUAUUUUUGAUCUGUCAUUAGAUUUCUUCAGCAGCCGAGGCCGAGAAUCUACUCCCAAGCAGCGCUAACGUUAAAGCAAAUGGUUUGAAUAUGAACUGCUCUCAUGUUUGGUUAGGAAAAAUGUCGACCUUAUCCAAAAUAUUGCUGACAUCUGAGCUGUACAAUACGACUGAGGAAAAUCACCAAAGAGUUCAUUAUUGAAGACUGAAAUUGAUUAGAAAUGGUUAAUUCUUGUCAAUUCCUAGCUUGACCACGAAUAUAAACUAGGCUACUCGCAAUGGCGUAUCCCUCACUUAACACAUCCUAGAAAAGAUGCCGCUUAAACUGCAUAAAAUGCACGUAGGCUUUGGAGCAUGUAGCGCAUUGAGGAGAAACCGACAACAAAAUAGAUUCCAGUUGCUUAAUUUACUUCUAAUGAAAGAGCUUUGCGAUAAAAUUAUUGCGACGAGAAGUAUGUGAUAAAAAAUAGUCUGCUAUUUACUUAGCUUAAGCCAGCCGAUAAAAACAGAAAACCAUGUCGAAGACUCCAUGUAAGACUGUACAUAAGAUCUGCACAUACAACAAUGUUUAGAUAGAUUCAUAGAGAGGCAGUGCGUGAUAUAGUGUGACGCAGGUUUGUACACUUUCAAGUGCUUUCCGGCAAAUACCAAUAAUAAAUAGAUACAUAUGCGAUAUCAUAACA